AAUGGGAGCAUUAUUUUUUAAGAAAGGAGUAGAUAAACUUCAACCACCAACAAAAUCAUUCUUUGAAUUUGAACUAAAUAAUAUAGAUGGAUAGAAAACUUAAUUAUCUUAAUUCAAAGGCAAAAAAGCUUACAUUUGUGUGAAUGUUGCUUGUUCUUGUGGAUUAACAUCUUCAAAUUACAGUGAGCUUGUUGAACUUUAUAAAACAUAUAAGUAUCAAAGAAUAAUAUUUUAGUGCUUAAGGUUUAGAAAUCUUAGGAUUUCCAUGUAAUUAAUUUAUGGGUUAAGAAUCCAAACCUGAACCUGAAAUCAAAGAAUUUGUUCUCUCUAAGUAUGGAGUAUCCUUCCCAUUGUUUUAGUAAUGAUUUAAAAAUAUUAAAGAAAAAUUGAAGUGAAUGGUUAAAAUACUCAUGAAGUUUAUAGAUAUUUGAGAUUAAACAGUUCAUUAAAAGUCAGUUCUAAUGAAGCAAAAGAAGUACCAUGGAAUUUCGGAAAAUUCUUACUAAAUUCAUAGGGUUAAGUAGUCAGAUUUUAUAAUCCAGAUGUCAAACCAAAAGAGAUGAAACAAGAAAUCGAAAAAUUGUUGAAUUAAUGAUUGU
Paramecium pentaurelia is the source of this 599-nucleotide messenger RNA. The record is from the annotation of a GenBank genome assembly. NCBI's taxonomy places the organism in Eukaryota, Ciliophora, Oligohymenophorea, Peniculida, Parameciidae.